UAACAAAUAAAACUCUCCAGUUGGAAGAUAAGGCAGCGACGAAAACAUUUCUUUGUUUAUAAAAACGCACAAUAUUAAUAACAACAACAAUUACAACGCAAUUGCAUCGCGCCAUUUUGGAUAUGCGGAAAACAACCGCCAACAUAAAUAGAUACAAUUACAUUUACUGAUUCUCUAAGGUCAAAUGAGAUUUUGAGUUUGCAAUUCAAUGAGCAGACUUAUUUAUGUAUCAUAAUAUAUCGAAAUAAUUUGCCAUAGAUAAUUGCGUCGCUGAUUCACUCGAUUUGCGACAGCACUUUUUAAUAACAUAAGUACCCUUAUCAGUGUGAGCUAUUAAAUCACAAACGACUCGUCGGUAGUUAAUUGAGGAAAUUUCGUUGAGUUAUUCACUUAUUUGCAAGCCAACAUGAAGCUCGGACAUUGUGCAGCACUAUUCGGAUUGCUGCUCUUCGCAACUUUGUUCAGUGCUGGGAACUGUCUUUGGCCCUUUAGCCGCAAAUCAAAUACUCCGCCUACGCCUCCAAAGGAACCUCAGUUAUCGCCUGUUAUAUUUGUGCCAGGCGAUGGCGGAUCUCAAGUCGAGGUGCGUCUAAGCAAAUCGUAUUCACCAUAUUUUAUUUGCGAGAAGACGCACGACUGGUAUAAUCUAUGGCUUGAUCUGGAACAAUUGGUCAUACCGAUGGUCUACUGUUGGGUGGACAAUGUCAAGCUCUACUAUGACAAGGCAACGCGGACAACACACAAUUCACCUGGUGUCGAGACACGCAUACCCGGUUGGGGUGAUCCCGAUGUUGUCGAAUGGAUAGAUCCAACCCUAAACAAAGCGGGUGCAUAUUUCAAGGAUAUUGGCAACUUACUCGUUAACAUGGGUUAUGUGCGACGUAGAAAUAUACACGGAGCACCCUAUGAUUUUCGCAGGGCGCCAAAUGAGCUGCAGCAAUUUUUUAUUGAUCUCAAGCAGCUUGUGGAGGACACAUAUGAGGCAAAUAAUCAGACUGCCGUCACUUUCAUAACACACAGCAUGGGCAGCCCGAUGACGCUGGUCUUCCUGCAGCAGCAGACGCUGGAGUGGAAGACACGAUAUGUGCGAAGACAGAUAAGCCUCGCUGGCGCUUGGGCAGGCAGUAUUAAGGCCGUUAAGGUGUAUGCCAUGGGCGAUGAUCUGGAUUCGUUUGCAUUGAGCGCCAAGAUUUUGCGCGAUGAACAGAUUUCGCAUCCGUCAACGGCAUGGCUGUUGCCAUCGCCACUGUUCUGGAAGCCAUCGGAAGUGCUGGCGAUGACGCCAUCAAAGAAUUACACCAUGGCACAGCUGGAGCAGUUCUUUACGGAUAUUGACUACAAGACUGGCUGGGAGAUGCGCAAGGAUACGAUGCGCUAUACACAAAACUUUAGUCCACCCGAUGUUGAGCUGCAUUGCAUCUAUGGCGACGGCAUCAGCACAGUCGAAAGAUUGCAAUACAAAAAGGACAACAUUGCCGGAGAAACCCCCAAGUUAAUUAUGGGCGUGGGUGACGGCACCGUUAAUCAGCGUUCGUUGCGUGCCUGUCAACACUGGUCAGGCCAGUCAAGCUCUCAGAUAUCCACACUGGCCCUGCAAGGUGUCGAUCACAUGGGCGUUCUAACAAACCAGGAUGUCUAUCAAUACAUACGCACUGUUAUGCAACAGCCAUAAUCUACUUCAGAACCCAAAACAAAAAAAAACAACAGUGUUUGUCUGUAAUUUGUGUGCAAUAUUUCCCGAUCAAAUGUUUGCUUAUAAAAAUAAUGUUAAUCGAAAUGGGGCGGCUGUAGCUCGGCCAAAAAUAUGACGACUUCUUAAUGUUAAUUAAAUAAAGUAUUUAAGUAGGUAA
This is a messenger RNA of Drosophila grimshawi, 1850 nucleotides long. Its product is annotated as phospholipase A2 group XV. The record is from RefSeq and is a predicted model, not a curated record. The transcript is spliced from 4 exons. NCBI's taxonomy places the organism in Eukaryota, Metazoa, Arthropoda, Insecta, Diptera, Drosophilidae. Gene Ontology annotation, biological process: lipid metabolic process. The coding region runs from base 407 to 1672 and encodes 421 amino acids.